Messenger RNA from Onthophagus taurus, 1827 nucleotides. RefSeq names its product sodium-coupled monocarboxylate transporter 1-like. NCBI's taxonomy places the organism in Eukaryota, Metazoa, Arthropoda, Insecta, Coleoptera, Scarabaeidae. Gene Ontology annotation, biological process: transmembrane transport; sodium ion transport. Gene Ontology annotation, molecular function: symporter activity. The record is from RefSeq and is a predicted model, not a curated record. Gene Ontology annotation, cellular component: membrane.
UUAUUUUCAAAACCGUUUCGGACGAAAAAUAAAAAAUAAAAUGCACGAAAAUUCGUCAAUUUCACAAACAUUCGAACACAUUCUUGGUGUUAAAUUUACGUGGUAUGAUAAUUCUUUUUUUCUUUUAAUGUUAAUAAUAAGUGCAUUUAUUGGAAUUUAUUAUGGAUUUUAUAAAAAACAAACCACAGCAAAAGAUUAUUUAUUAGGUGGAAAAUCAAUGACUGUGUUUCCGACGGCCUUAUCGCUAACAGCAAAUAAUGUUUCUGGGAUUGCUUUAUUAGCAAUACCACCGGAUGUUUAUAGUCACGGAAUAGCUUAUUGGAUUACUUAUGUAAGCGCCUCAGUGGUUGUUUUUACUUCAUAUUGGAUUUUCGUCCCAGUGUUUUAUUCUUUAGGAAAAAACAGCACGUUUGAAUAUUUAAAAUUAAGAUUCGACACAAAAACAAGAUUAUUAGGGUCUGGUUUAUUUUUAAUUUCAAGAUUACUUUAUUUACCGAUUGUAAUUUAUAUUCCCGCUUUAGCUUUAGCGCAAGCUACUGGAUUAAAUAUUCAUUUAAUCACAAUAUUAGUUUGCGUUGUUUGUAUUUUUUAUACAAGCGUAGGUGGAUUAAAAGCUGUCGUGUACUCAGAUGCUCUUCAAUCAACGGUUAUGAUCGGUGCUUUAAUUAUAGCUUUUACAUUAGGAGUAAUUCGUUGCGGUGGAUUAGGAAACGUUUGGACGGUUUCUUUGGAAAACGACAGAUUAAAUUUAUCAUCAGAUUUAGAUUUAACAAAGCGGGAUUCAAUUUGGGCUGUUACAAUAGGGGCCUUUGUUGCAUGGACUGCUUUUACUGGUAUAAAUCAAAUUUAUAUCCAAAAAUGUUUGGCUUUACCAACAAAAUCGGAUGUAAUAAAAGUUUUAUGUAUUUUCUCGUUUGGUUUGAUCUUAAUCGGAUCUUUAACUAAUUUUAUGGGAUUAGUUAUGUUUACUGAGUAUGAAAAUUGUGACCCCGUUGAAGCAGGAAUUUUAAAUAAACCAGAUCAAUUAUUACCUUACUACAUUAUGGAUUUAUCGAAACAACUUCCUGGAUUAGCCGGAUUAUUUGUAGCAGGGAUUUUUAGUGCUGCUUUAAGCACUUUAUCGGCGUCUUUGAAUUCAUUAUCAUGCACAAUUUACGAAGAUUUUUUAUCGAAGUAUAUCCCGAAACAUACGUCCCAACAAAAAAUUAGCACAAUUCUUAAAAUUAUCGUUGUUAUUACUGGGGUAAUUUGUACUACUUUAGUAUUGGUUGUUGAAAAACUUGGUGGAUUAUUAGCUUUAACGAAUAGUAUGGAAGGAGUUACUUCAGGAUCGAUUUUAGGACUUUUUGUUGCUGGAAUGUUAAUUCCAAAAAUAAACGCUAAAGGUGCUUUUUAUGGAUGUAUUGCUUCUAUGUCAAUCAUGGCUUUUGUGGUUUUUGGAUCACAAUUUUAUCAAAAUAGUGGUUAUUUGAUUGAUUUACCUUUACCUGUUUCAACUGAAGGCUGUCCUUCGAAUUUAAAAAAUGUAACCAAAUUUGAUGAUGUUUUAAGAAUGUCUCACGCAGAUAUUCCUUACAUAUUUCGAAUUCAAUUUUAUUGGUAUGGACUUAUGGGUUUAAUUUUAUGCAUAAUGUUUGCGUUAAUCAUUAGUAUUUUUACAAGAAAUUAUAACAAAGAAGUUCCAAGAGAAUUGUUAAGUCCAGUUAUACUUCCAUUUAUUUCUAAGAAACGCGAAAUAGAAAUGAAAAAUCAUGGCGUAUAUAAAUCUUUAGAUCAAACUUUGGAAUUUUUAGAAAAUGAAAGAAAUUAGUUUUAUUUUUUUUACGU